This is a messenger RNA of Acyrthosiphon pisum (pea aphid), 741 nucleotides long. RefSeq lists its product as uncharacterized. The transcript has 4 exons. Lineage: Eukaryota; Metazoa; Arthropoda; Insecta; Hemiptera; Aphididae. The record is from RefSeq and is a predicted model, not a curated record. The coding region runs from base 86 to 541 and encodes 151 amino acids.
CCAGACUUCAGUCCGUUCCGUAGCGUCAACGCUGAAAAAUAAUAUUGUUUGCAAGCAUAUCGUCGUUUUUACGUGGAAAACAAAAAUGGCUUCAUCGAGCAAAUAUUGGGAGCCAUAUAAUUUCAGUGCCGAAGUAUUGAAGGAACAGAGGCGUCAAGAUAAAUCAUUAAACAAUCGUUGCAGCUAUGAUGAUACCGUGGAAUUUGUGUGGAUGUACUAUGACAUUGCUAAGAGACCUGGACAAGAGAGAGUAAAAAUGGGUCCAUCAAACAAAACUGAAAUGGGUGCCGCAGAAUUGGAGGCACUGAAGCGUCAACUCAAAUGUAUAAACAAGCGUUGCACUUAUGGUAAAACUCUGUACACUGCGAUGGAAAAGGUGUGUGAAUUCUAUGAUGUUGAUUAUGAACCUGGGAAAGAGGUUUGCUCGGCAUGUUUAAAAAAAUAUUUUAAUCAAUAUAAAUUUCCCGAAAUGGAUUUGAAGGAGGGACAGGAGAAGAAAAACCCAGCAAGCAACUUCAAAGAAAAAAUACAAAAAUCUUAAAAACAAUUUUAUGUUCAUAAAAAUAAUACCCAUCGUAUUAAAUAAUACAUUUUUUUUUUUUUUUAAUUAGUGUUUAACCUUUCUAGAAAUUCAUUAUAUUAGAGAAGUCUAAAAAUGUAAAAUAUGUUUUGAAUAAUAAUUAUUAAUUAUUAAAAUGAUUAAUAUAAAUAUUUAAUAAACAAUUUGAACAAAGACCGGUA